This is a messenger RNA of Neomonachus schauinslandi (Hawaiian monk seal), 3181 nucleotides long. RefSeq names its product carboxyl ester lipase (gene CEL). Gene Ontology annotation, molecular function: sterol ester esterase activity; neurexin family protein binding; signaling receptor activity. The record is from RefSeq and is a predicted model, not a curated record. The transcript is spliced from 11 exons. The coding region runs from base 1382 to 3181 and encodes 599 amino acids. Gene Ontology annotation, cellular component: postsynaptic specialization membrane; synapse; cell surface. Gene Ontology annotation, biological process: postsynaptic membrane assembly; chemical synaptic transmission; neuron cell-cell adhesion. Lineage: Eukaryota; Metazoa; Chordata; Mammalia; Carnivora; Phocidae.
CCUCUCCCCACCCCUCCCCACCCCUCCCCACCCCUCCCCACCUUCUCUCCAGCUUCUCUCCACUCUGCGUCACAGAAGAUUUGGAUCUUGCAGGCAGGCAGGCAGGCAGGCUUGGUGGCGGCAGCGGGCACGAUGGUAGCAGGGCUGUGGCCUGUGUCCAAGGUGCCGCUCCCGGGCAGCAGAGGGCCUGCCGGCGCCCAGGCUGCGGGGCUGUUGGCCUCACGGGGCUCCGCUGUCCCCUGGCUCCUGAGUGCAUCCCCCUCACUAGAGGUGGUUGUGCGGUGGGGUCUGAGCAGCCUCUGUGAGCCGUGAGCCGUGACCCCAGCGGCAGCCGAACUCAAAGGCACCAUGUCAGGCCCUGUCCGUGGUGGCCUGCCUUUUCUAAUAAGUCACCCCGGUGACCAGAGUCCUGCACAGCCACAGGAGACAGCAGUGGCCGCUUUUGUGCCGCCCCUACUUCUGUGCUCAGUUUUCUCCCUCCCGCUCUCUGACGCUCUUGGUCUCUGUCCCUUCCACUCUCUGUUGGUCGGUCUCCGUCUCUGCUUGGCUUUGCCGCAGGGUCUUUGCGGGGCCCAUUUCUGUGGCCAGAAAGCCCGGCUUUUCCUUUUCCUUAAGGAAGCCCUCGAGGCUGGGCUGGAGCCCCACUUCCCCCUUUCCCUUGUCUGCCCGAGCCUCCUGCCUUCCCAUCCCAGGACGUGGACUGUGUGUGAGGCCUCCCCCACCCCCAAGGGCAGGGUCGUCUGUGCUGCUCUGGGCCCCCACACCUGGCUCAGACUGCACACCCAGCGGGCCCGUGGUAACAAGGGUCAACCCUGCCAGCUGACCAGUGGCGCGCAGCGCACAGCCCAGAAGUCACAUGCCGGGUCCCCUACAAGCUCCUCUGUUGAGCUGGGGCGGGGUGGCAGGCGGGCCACGGAGACCGAGCGUGCCCAUUGCUCUGAGGGCAGAGCCAAGUCCUUGUAAGUCAGUGAGCCAGAAUGCAGGGCGCUGUUCACCCGGGCAAGCCGACGGCCUGGCGACCUUCGGUCCUGUGCCAUCUGCCUCCACUCCCAGGUAGGCGGUAACCUGCGCAGGUGCGUGGCGGCACACAGCAUUGGGGGCAGCCAGCCCUGGGAAAGGUAGCCUGGCACCGUGCCGUGUGUGCACAUGCGUGUGCCCCACUGUGUGACCUUGGCCCAGCCCGAGGCUAGCUGGAAACAGCAGCUGUCUCCUGGCCCCAGGUACCCUGCCUGGAGUGUGGCCAGCCUGGAAGAAGGGGCACAGGUGGGAGGAGGGGAAAGGGGCCUCUGCGGACAGCUGCUACCUCGGACUCCCGGCCAGCUCCAGCCGCAUAAAUCCCUGCGGGCCGGAGGGGAGGGACGCACACAGGCAGGCGCAUGCCAUGGGGCACCUGGGGCUGGUCGUCUUGGGCCUCACCUGCUGCUGGGCGGUAGUGAGCGCAGCAAAGCUGGGCGCGGUGUACACGGAAGGAGGCUUCGUGGAGGGCGUCAACAAGAAGCUCAGCCUCUUUGGUGACUAUGUCGACAUCUUCAAGGGCAUCCCCUUCGCCGCCCCCCCGAAGGCCCUGGAGAACCCUCAGCAGCACCCUGGCUGGCAAGGAACCCUGAAGGCCAAGGACUUCAAGAAGCGGUGUCUGCAGGCCACCAUCACCCAGGACAACACCUACGGGGAGGAGGACUGCCUCUACCUCAAUAUCUGGGUCCCCCAGGGCAAGAAGGAAGUCUCCCGGAACCUGCCUGUCAUGAUCUGGAUCUACGGAGGCGGCUUCCUCAUGGGGGCGGGCCACGGGGCCAACUUUCUCAGCAACUACCUGUACGACGGGGAGGAGAUUGCCACACGGGGCAAUGUCAUUGUGGUCACCUUCAACUACCGUGUCGGCCCCCUGGGCUUCCUCAGCACUGGGGACGCCAACCUGCCAGGUAACUAUGGCCUUCGGGAUCAGCACAUGGCCAUCGCUUGGGUGAAGAGGAACAUUGCAGCCUUUGGGGGGGACCCCGACAACAUCACUAUCUUUGGGGAGUCAGCUGGAGGCGCCAGCGUUUCUCUGCAGACCCUCUCUCCCUACAACAAGGGCCUCAUCCGGCGAGCCAUUAGCCAGAGUGGCGUGGCAGUGUGCCCCUGGGCCAUCCAGAAGAACCCCCUCUUCUGGGCCAAAAGGAUCGCUGAGAAGGUGGGCUGCCCCUUGGACGAUACCUCCAGGAUGGCCAAGUGUCUGAAGAUUACCGACCCCCGUGCCCUGACGCUGGCCUAUAAGCUGCCCCUGGCAGGCAUGGAGUAUCCCGUACUGCACUAUCUGGGCUUUCUCCCUGUCGUCGACGGAGACUUCAUCCCCGAUGACCCCGUCAAGCUGUACGCCAACACGACCGACGUUGACUACAUAGCGGGCAUCAACAAUAUGGAUGGCCACAUCUUUGCCAGCAUCGACAUGCCAGCCAUCAACAAGGACAAGCAGGAGGUCACCGAAGAGGACUUCUACAAGCUGGUCAGCGGGCUCACCAUCACCAAGGGGCUCAGGGGUGCCAACGCCACCUUUGACAUCUACACUGAACCCUGGGCCCACGACACGUCCCAAGAGACCAAGAAGAAGACCGUGGUGGACUUUGAGACCGACAUCCUCUUCCUGGUGCCCACCGAGUUUGCCGUGGCCCAGCACAGAGCCAAUGCCAAGAGUGCCAAAACCUACACCUACGUGUUCUCCCAUCCGUCUCGGAUGCCCACCUACCCCAAAUGGGUGGGGGCUGACCACGCGGAUGACAUCCAGUACGUCUUUGGGAAGCCCUUCGCCAGCCCCCUGGGCUACCGGACCCAAGACAGGACGGUCUCUAAGGCCAUGAUCGCCUACUGGACCAACUUUGCCAGAACUGGGGACCCCAACAUGGGACAUUCAGCUGUGCCCACACACUGGGAUCCCUACACGGUGGAAAGUGGUAACUACCUGGAGAUCACCAAGAAGAUGGAUCGCAACUCCAUGAAACAGCACCUGAGGACUAAUUACAUGCGCUACUGGACCUUGACCUACCACACACUGCCCACAGUGACCGGAAAUGGGGCCGUCCCCGCCCCCCCCUCCGGGGACUCGGAUGCCGCCCCCGCUCCCCCCUCCGGGGAUUCUGAUGCAGCCCCCGUGCCCCCCUCGGAGGACUCUGAGGGGGCUCAGAUGCCCAUAGUCAUCGGCUUCUAA